AUGGAUGCGCUUCAUCACCGCGCUACCUGCUUCGCCGGUCAAUUGGACAAGUCUUGUCCUAUCUGUUACGGCGAGCUAUCGGCCGCUGAAGGAUUUCUUGCUGGCUCCUUGCUACACCUGCAGCGGUGUCAGCGGGGUACCCAAGAUAGUCACAGCUUUAUCGAGUCUGAUGAAUUCGAGGCGCUCUACAUGAGCCCUUGUGGCAGGACCGAGAUCACGGAUCGGUUCCAUAAGUGCAUCGAAGGAGUCUCGCGAAGAAGUUCUGUAAGGUUCCGGUUCAAGAUUCAGAGAAAACGCAAUCAUCCUGAGUUUCUGUAUGGAUGUGGAGAGUCGGCACUACGGAAUUGUGUCAAUGCAGAUGGGGAAGAAUGCGAGGGCUGGCGCACAGCAGGCGACGUUGUAGGGGCCGCUAGGAAUGUCUUUCCAGUGGUGAAGGAAGACUUCGAUCCUUUCAUCAUCAUGGAGGGUCCUCAAACGCAGUUUCUUUGCCCACAUACUGAACCCGCCGGCAGCUCCAAUUCAACCUUGAACGACUUGAGCGAAUUUGUCGUCCAACCAUUCACACUGCCGCAAGACGCACCAAAGACAGAUUCUGUGCACGUCGCUCCGCUUGACGCACUGCCCGAAACGGAGGCACAAUCUACCACAGACGCGCAGAUUGAUGCGCCGUCAAACGCCGCCUACAGAAUACCAAUGCCUGCCGCCGAUCUCGCGCAAGUACAAAAGUGCAUCUUCUGCCUUGCCGAUCCUCAAGGCACUCACAAGCGAUUCGACAAGAUAGCGAAAGCAGACAGAAUCAAAUGCGACAAGACCAGCCACGACAUCUUCACCUGCGGACGUUGCACCGCCAAUUAUCACCCCGUCGCCGAAGCAACGUUCGCAACUGAAGCUCAUGCUCUCCCUCGGAUUAUCUUAACGUCGCCAGAUUCCGAGCACUCGAACGUACUUGAAUCUUCCACGCCUGACAAGAAAGCACUGUAUCCUAUGCCCAAGCGUCGCGGACGUGCAAACUGGAUCGGAUACAAUUGGAUGCCUAAUGUUAAGGAGCUGACGACAGAAAAAUCAAAACAGAUGACGAGGGCACGAAAUCGCACGCUUAGGUGUGAGACUCAGAUGUACGGUGGUGUACAGCUUCUUGCUAUGGGGACACUCGCCUCGACUCCUGUCGCAUUCUUUCCGCCGCCCAAGAAAACCGCUCCAGACACCAGCAAGGCAGCGCAUCCUGUUGCUCAAGCGAAUAUACCAGCACCAUUAGCGGGAAAUGGAUCAUCCUCUACUUCCUCAGCUAGUCUUUCCUUAUUCAACAUGGCAUGGUCCAGCGCAAUCGCCUCCCAAAGCCAGCAGCUUGCUCCGUCGAACAUGGCAUUUGCUGACGUUAUGCGAAAAGGAGAUUGGAAAGAGAAAGGCCACAAAAAGGAAUCCAAGGCACAAAAAUUUGGGUUGAAACCGCUCGUGGGUGAGAUCACAUCUCAGAUGCGAGACCUCUGCCGAAAGAAGAAACAGGCGCAGGACGAUUCCAAGGUUCAGGAAGCCAGGCGUAGUUCUCAGUCUGUUGCGAAGCUGGAGGAUCGUGCGAAGUCUUUAGACCCCAGGCUUACUCGAAUGCUGGAGAACUUUCACAUAAGCAAGCCGUCUCCAAGCAAGCAAUCUGCCCAAGAUGUCCGAGAUGGCGGCAACAUGCACAAGGCGCAGACAGACUGCCCGGCUUCUCUUCAACAAACGCCCUACCCACCCGUCACCUUCUCUUCCGCUGUCACCCGCCCGAAACCCAGGAUCACCUUCGGCACCGCACCCACUGGCGCAAUACGAAAUAUGGCCCCGCUGGGCAAGGCCUCAUACCUCGAUCUCGCGAACGGCUCAGCCUCUCACCGUCCAAUCCUGUCUCCUUCGGUAUACACACUUUCGUACACCACCCCAUCGGAGCUACACGAAGAUGAGGAGCCGUUCCUGCCAUUCACACACCCGCCUUCACCAGCCUGGUCUGAGACAUCGUCUACUUCGACGGACUCGAGCUGCAUACCCGAAACUGAGAUGUUUGAGGGAUGGGAUGCACUGGCUUUGGAGUAUGACGGUUCUUCUGGUGGGCUUGGCUAA
Paraphaeosphaeria sporulosa is the source of this 2094-nucleotide messenger RNA. RefSeq lists its product as uncharacterized. The transcript is spliced from 2 exons. The record is from RefSeq and is a predicted model, not a curated record. Lineage: Eukaryota; Fungi; Ascomycota; Dothideomycetes; Pleosporales; Didymosphaeriaceae. Bases 1 to 2094 code for a protein of 697 amino acids.